This is a messenger RNA of Cylindrotheca closterium, 7569 nucleotides long. The record is from the annotation of a GenBank genome assembly. NCBI's taxonomy places the organism in Eukaryota, Bacillariophyta, Bacillariophyceae, Bacillariales, Bacillariaceae.
AUGGCUCAGUCAGCAUUUCAGGCCGGAAAUGGUGCAGCAACUACAAGUGCUCAGAACAAUGUAAAUGAGAAACCUAGUACCAUCAAGGGAUCUAUAUACAGUGAUUCACAAUCAGAGAGAAUCUUGAGGAAGGGCGACCUCGUUCGAAUAUUGGAUUCAACACCAACAAAACCGAAACUGAAGAAUCAUAUUGGAAAUUUGGGGCGAAUAGCACGCUCUAAUCCGGUGGAAGACCCCGACGCAUUACAUCCAUUCUUGUACGACAUUGAUUUCAUCCUUGGGGGAAAGGUCGCUGGAGUUGAAAGAGUUGAUUUGCAGUACACCACAGCCGAAGCUGAGGGCAUGAUUGGCAAUACGAAGCGUAAACGAAAACCGAAUACUUCAUUUGUCGGUAUUCCAAAGAAAAAGGAACCCAAAAAGCCAACGCCACCGAAAAAGAAAACCCAAACAACAAAAGCAGGUGGAAAGAAAAGAGGAGCCACUGGGAGCGCGGGUAAAGGGAAAGGAAAGAAGGGCAAGAUAUCAAAAGCUGAUGUGAAAGUAGAAUAUCCGGGGUCUUCGACGACCAAUCUCAAUAUGUACGAACGACAUCGCCGGGAAUUUGAAAGGUGCGUUGGGCGGAUAGAGAAGGCCGAUACCUUUCAAUGGUUCAUGGGGGAAGUUCCUCCUGAAUAUGACGAACCUGAUACGACCGAAUCCGACUCUGUGGAAAAAUCUGGAAAUGUCCCCAUAGGAGAAAACGAGAUUCCAGCUUCCAAUGUCAAUGUGGAGGUAAAGCAGGAAUUCCAGACUGGAAAUGGCGAAAGUCUGACGGCAACAACACCAGCUGAAGCAAUCUCGACGCCAGUUCCAGUCCCAUCAACACCAUCUGCAAUUACAGAAGCUAUGCAAAAGAAUAAAUUCAAGAUCCGAUCCCCGAGUAAUCCCCCAUACAAUUUUGAGAUCCUUCGAAAACGGAUUGCAAGAGGACGAUAUGUAUUGGAUGAAGAGGCAAUAGAAAAUAAGCAUCACCGUGCCAUGGUCAAACGGUAUUUGAACUCCCUUGGAAAUACAACUGGGGAUGAGCGAGCGAAAAUACUCAAGGCAAAAGCAAAGUUGGAUGUUCUUCAUCCCAAAGCGGUCGACUGGGAUCUCUUUCGAACCGAUAUCAUUGGAAUGUGUGACACUUCAGAAAAGCGGGACAUGGAAUGCGACGAUGGAUCUUCAGGGACGAUAUCUUAUGCUUGUAAGAAGAUCAAGGAAAUGAUGGAAAAGGUCUAUGAAAACACAGGAAAAAAACAGCUGAAUGAAAUCAGAGCUGCAAACACUCGGCAUAGAUUUGCAUCAGCCAUUCAAUCGUGCAGCAACAACGAAGCUGCAGUUCAAGGUAGAUGGCGCAAAGAAGCUUUUCCUUAUCGGAGUUACGAAAGAUUGAAGACUGAUGUUGUAUGCGCGGGUCUGUCGGAUUUAGAUGAGCGCAUUGCGAUCUAUGAACUGAAAACCAGUCUGAAAGAUAGUUUUGUAGGACUCUCAUACAUGUUUGAUGAUACAGAGAAAAGCGAAGCUUGGAUGAAAUCGAUUUUGAACGAGUCCGGUGAUCGGAAGCAACAACGAAUGAUUGCUAGUGCACUGAAAUCGGACAAUGGGGUAAUAAAGGCGCAGGUGGAAGCAACGAUACAGUCAUUAUUGAUUGCGGUACAAGACCGUGUGAUGACUGAUCUGAAGGUUUUGGAACAACCAGAGCUCCGAAACGCGAGUUGGAUGACAAAUGCGGAAGAAGUGCCCAACGAAAUUCUGUCACAUGGCAUUGGGAACUUUGGCAAGGCUCCUCAGAUUGUGGAGCAGCCAGUAUGGGGAAUAGACUGCUACACUCGACGCAAUGUCUCCAUUUGUCUCGAAACUGCGAUUGAUGCAGAUACUGCUCUCGUUUUUGUUGAAAAAUGGCUGCUGCCUGCGAUCAAUGCUUGUCCUGUUGAAAUUGCACACAAUAUAACAAAUGCUGCUAGAAUCUUGGAAGGCUUACCUUUCGAAUCCGACCCAUCGGUUGAAGGUAGCUCGAUAUCAAUGGAAGAAUGGCGCGAAUCACUUCUUGGAAAAGCGUUACUGAACAAAAUCGCUGAAUCGGGGCCACCUUGGUUGAAAUAUGCUGCUCAAGUCCUUCGGAAAGCAUGCGACACUGUGGGGUCGGACUUCUUCCGCGUACAUCCGAAAGGUCAUGGCUCAAUUGUAUUGUGCCCGAAGUUGGAAGCAAACAAGCUGGUUACCUUCUACCGAGGAGAAGUUUACCCUUCUUGGAGAUGGGGAGAAAAAAUGGAUGCAAUUGCGACGAUACAGGAAAGGAAAGGAUUGAAACCAGUACUCCCUGAUUUCUUUAAUAUGGCCCUAGAGCGACCCAUGAAGGACCCAAGAGGAUACGGACUUUUGUUUUGCGAUGCGUCUAGGAAAUCUGGAUAUGGUUCGAUGCUCUCUCACAGUUGCCAGCCAUCAUGUGAAGUUAGAGUUGCUGCAGUCAAUGGGGAAUUGACGCUUGCAAUGACUACUCUGCGAGAAAUGAGUAUUGGAGAUGAAUUGACGUUCGACUACAAUGCGGUCACUGAAUCGUUGAACGAAUAUCGCUCAGCUGUGUGUCUCUGUGGUCAUGGCCGGUGUAGAGGAUCAUUCUUGCACUUCGCAACUGCAGACUGUUACCAACAAGUACUGAACCGAAACUCUCCGAUUGCUGUCAGACUGGCAAACCUAAUCAAGGGAUGUAUGAAGCAGGUUAUGUCAGACGACGAUCAAGAAGUUUUGAAGCGGCAUGGCUUUCAAACUGCAGCCUUUGGGGCUGUUAGUGUGAACCGCCGAAGCGCAAGAAGAAGUAUGGCAGAAGAUUUGCAGCUCGAUUCAAUGGAUUUUGUGCCAAUUUGGCUGCAGACGUACGUUGCUGAUACUCUUCGAUACAUUGAAUACGAGAGGAGAGCCCUUCCUAUCGCAUUGAUUUGUAACCAACUCUAUCCUGAAGACGAGGCAAAAAACGGGGAUUCUGCACGAUCCACAGAAGUUGUCCAAGCAAAUAGCGACGACGACGAUGAUAAGCCUAUCAAAGGAGCCAGACCCGAACCGGCGUUCUUCUUUUACUCCCGCACUCAAAAGUCGCACUUUGUGUCACUGUUGAUGAAGGACACCAAACACGAAAACUUGGCUGGGAUUGAGCUGAAGCGGGAAGUUCAGAGGCUCGCAUCAAGCCAUUGGAAAGAACUCAGUGCGGACGAGAAGGGCAGUUGGAAGAAGAAAGCGAGACAGCAGUGGGUGAAGAAUGGAGGGAUGGAAAAGGCAAAAUUAGAACAGGCACGCCUCGCAAGAUUGUCAAAAGGAAAGCCCAAGACAAAGGACAAAAAAGGCGGAAUCAAAGAGAAACCAAAAGCAGAAAAGGCAAAAGUUGACGGAAAGAAAGCACCGAAGAAUGAUGAACAAAAACCACCGCCAGCCAAGAUCACUUUUCAAGCAGCUGACGCAGAAGGAAUCAGUGCAAUGGAGCAAAGAAUACAACAACUGACACAAACACUAAGUCGAGUUGGCCGUGUCCUAGAUCGGCACCGAGAAUCUAUCAUUCGUCAAAAAAAUGACCAGCUAUUAUUUUCUGCAGACAACGAUUCUACGGCUAUAGCAAUUCGGCAGCUUGCCCAUUCUCCACUUUCCAUCAUGCCCGAUGAACACAUUGUUGCAUGGGUAUGGAAUCACGACGAUGGCGUUGUCAAGAUGCUGCUGAAGUGUAUCGCAGACGAGACCUGCGUGAGCCCGAAAUUGAGAAAGACUGUAAUGGAUACGGCGUCAAAGCACUCUUCGCUUGAGAAGUUUGGGUGUCCUUGGGUUCAAGAUUUCAAGCCUUCAGAAGAAGCGAUGAGUCCUCCAGAAGGAAGAAAGCGCCUCAAUUCAGCCCUGAUGGAACUCCGCUCGAAUAUACUUGAUGGCAUCGACGAAAUGGCAGCAGAGAUUAAGCGACACAAGGUAUCCAGUAAAAAGGAAGCUGCUCGGAAAAAGAAAGUUGAUGCUGAAAGAAAAGAAAUCAAGGCGGUGAUGAAUGACCUUAUCAAUGAAGUAGAGAUUCGUGUGGCGGGGAUGCCUGAAUCAAGUAGCCAGAUUCUCGACGAUGAUGUUGAAAUGAACGAAUCAGAAGAUACUUCAACAGAAGAAUGGAUGCUAAAUUUCAAUAAGCGCUUCAAGCUUGAAAAAGCUGCAGAUAUCCUUCUGAUGUAUUCACGGACGAGUACAUUUUUUGCAUUGAACGCUUAUCAACCGUUGCAAUCAAGCCCAGUUGAAGUCUACGCUCGUGAACUUGGAAACGCUGUUCCUACGUCCGCGAUUGAUAUUCCAAACCGACAUGGAUCUGACAAACAGGAUGUUGGUGCCACUGGAGUCUCAAAGAAUACAAAAUGCGGCUUGUGCGAACCAGAUGACAUCAUAGCCGAAGUUGCAGUAGAGUACCAAGGUGAUUAUGUCUUGUCGCAACUCCUCCAAUGGUACAAUGCUGGCAUUGACCAAAAGCCAGGGUUGCCCGACCUUCUUGGCUGCGUCAUGCUGCCAAGUUUGAAGGACAUUUGGAGCAUUGAUGGAACACAGGGGAGCAGUUCUCGCACAGAUCGAGCUACAGGCUACAAAUCAAUCAUUCGCCCUCGACUUGUCGAUUGGUUCAAGGAUCCGUUGAAACGCGGAAGUCCCUGGCCGGAUGACUUGCGUAGGGCUUUUGUUGAAAAGCCUCAUGACAAUCCAAUAUCGAAUGCGUCGAAUCUUUGGAAACCGAUCGGAUCACCAGUCCUUGACUUUCUGGUCACUGGCGACGAUGUCAAUAUCAACUCAAUUCUACAGAAUAUGGGUGGUCACAAUGCAAAUGAAGCUGUCAUGGAUUCAAGUGGUAUGUUAUCCAGUGUUGAUCACGGAAGGCCAGCCCUUGCUGUUUCGAAUUGGGUUCAGUGUGAAAACCCAGAUUGUUUGAAGUGGAGGAAACUGCCGUGGCAUGUUGAUAUCGAUACGCUUGCGGACAAAUUUUAUUGCAAAGACAACAUCUGGAAUCCCCAGUCUGCAUCUUGCGAAGCACCCGUAGACGUGUGGGACGAGCGCACUGAUGGAUUGGUUGAUGCUGACGGAAGUGCCCCUAUUGCAGUGCCUAUUGCAGCCCCAGAUGAGGAAGUUUCGGAAGAUUCUGCAUCGGAUGAAGAUAGCACCCAUGGUCUUGAAGCUGCUGAUUUUAAGGUCGGAGCUCGAUUCGAUGUGAUGAACACAGCCAAAUCAAAGUGGAUUGUGGGCGUGGUUGUCAAGAUCCAAGAUUAUAAGGGGCGAAUAGAAGUCAAAUUUCAUUUCUUGAACCACAGUGUUAAAUAUGACGAGUGGAUGCGAGUUCCUUCUUCAAAAGUUGCCCCUUUGUACUCCAAGACUCCAGAACCGCCGAAACGCAAGGAAAAGAAGAAGCAACACAACACCUCAUUUAACCAGACCGACAAUUUUGAUCUUGAUUCGUCUUUAGCUGAUGAAACAAACGAGUCAGUGGAGCACGAUGGUGGCACAGAAACGAUUGAAACCAACACUACGAGGUUUCGCCCAGCAACAGUUUCUGAUGAGAGCUCACCGAUUCAUUCACCAUCGAAGGAGAAUGAUGAUCAUGCUAAGCCAAAACAAGCGGAAUAUAAUGAAAUGGGAGAUUUUUCGAUAUAUUCAUCGGAAGAUGACGAAAAUGAGCCUGAAGCAUCCGAGGCAAAAAGAAGUGGCCCUAAGAAGCUACUCCCAAGAAAGAUGAAGGCACCAGCGGAGCCAGAAGAGAAACCUUCCUCAUCACCCAAGAAAGGAUUUAAAAAGCUAAUCCCAAAAAAGAAGACUCACCGAGACGAUUCCUUAGGUUCUCCACUGCAGUCAAUUGAUGAGGAUAUGAAGAGUAAAAAGAGGAAGAAAGAGAAGAAGAGUGCCAGUACUUUCAAACCGCUGAUUCCAAGGAAAAAAUCACAGGACAAAGAUAGCGUGCCAAAUCGAGGUUCACUUAUCCCGCGCAAAUCACCAGCAAAAAAGGAGCAAGGGCUCACUUCUCUCAUGAAAAGCGAAAACACAGGUUUGCAUCAUGCAACAGAUGGUCAGACGAAGAGUCCAAGCAAACCACAGCGAGUCAAUGAGAAAAGACAAGAUCCGAAGACGAUGGCUGAAACAAGCAGAAACGAUUGGAACCCGACCGUCCCCUCUAAAAAGAACCAUUCCGAGGUAGCUGGCGAACUGCAGUCAAGGGUACUGUCAUAUCAUGCCAACGAUGGUCGAGUAAAGAGUCCGAGCAAAUCACACCGAGCCCAAGAAAAAAGACAAGAUCAGAAGACGAUGGCUGAAACAAGCAGAAAGGAUUGGAGCCCGACCGUCCCCUCUAAAAAGCACCAUCCCGGGUUAGCUGGCGAAUUGCAGUCAAGGGUAUUGUCAUAUCAUGCCAACGAUAGUCGAGCAAAGAGUCCCAACAAAUCACAGCGAGCCCACGAAAAAAGACAAGACCCGAAAACCAUACCUGGUACAAGCAGAAAGGUCUGGGACCGGACCGUCGCCUCUGAACAUCAUUAUCCCGAGGAAGCUAGCGAGUUGCAGUCAUGGGCAUUCGAGCAGCCGCGACAUAAUAGUGCGCCAAUCUCCCACAGUCGCCGAUCUAUGGUAGACGAUGAAGCAGGAGUAAUCCACGAGGAUUCGUAUGGUUAUACUGAUGGCGGCCGGUCACAUCUCAUGCCCCCUAGUGAGGAUAAUCGUGGUUAUUUGGCCAAUGGACGAAGCUCCGUUAGUAGUCCUGAUGCUCGUCCUUCACGGGAUAUCCGCAGAAACAGUUCCUUCCGUGACGAUGGCAGAAGUGUCAGAUCAAGAUCAAGAUCGAGGAACAGCCGAGACCGUGAGUAUCUUCGGGAUUACGAUCGACAGGCGCCAAGGGAACGUAGCCGACGAUAUGACGACUACCAGCGUGCACCUGACACUGUCAGUUACAGUAGAGAUGUUGACCGAGUGCGGUCUGGAGACUACGACAGAGACAGAGAUAGAGACUACGGUAGGAGCCCUAGUCGGAGGUAUGAUCGAGACCCAAGUCGACCAUAUGAUGAAAGCUACAGUAGGGACCAUGAUAGUGAAUGCAAGUACUCGAGAGACCGAGAUUACUAUCGCACUGAUAGAGACUACAGGGGGCGUGCUGAUCAAGACUAUGUUCGUGACGAAGGGAGAGACUAUGCUGGACGUCGAUACGAGCGUGACUACGAUCGAUAUGACGACAGAGGCCAUAGGCCGCGAUAUGAUCAAGAGUUUGUUCGUGAUGAUGACAGGGAGUAUAGGCGGCAGUACGACCGACCCCGAGACAGUGAAGUGCGGAAAUCUAGCGAGCGCCAGAGUGAUAGAGAGUACGAUCGUCGCUACAGUAGAUCCCGUGAUAGAGAGUAUGGCCGUGGCUCCAGCAAAUCCCGUGAUAGAGAGCACGGUCGUGGCUCCAGCAAAUCUCGUGAUAGAGAGCACUCACGUUCAUAUCGAGAAGCAGGCUACAUUGACGACUAUGAAAGGCAGCGGUCGUCGAGGAGCACAGCUGCGCGAAUUGAUUCCCCUAGCAAACGACGUUAG